This is a messenger RNA of Melampsora larici-populina 98AG31, 1518 nucleotides long. RefSeq lists its product as uncharacterized. Gene Ontology annotation, cellular component: nucleus. Gene Ontology annotation, biological process: regulation of DNA-templated transcription. The coding region runs from base 1 to 1518 and encodes 505 amino acids. Gene Ontology annotation, molecular function: RNA polymerase II transcription regulatory region sequence-specific DNA binding; zinc ion binding; DNA-binding transcription factor activity, RNA polymerase II-specific. NCBI's taxonomy places the organism in Eukaryota, Fungi, Basidiomycota, Pucciniomycetes, Pucciniales, Melampsoraceae. The transcript has 7 exons. The record is from RefSeq and is a predicted model, not a curated record.
AUGAGUUACAAUAACAGUUAUAAUCAUCCUUAUGAUCCUCAUUAUCAGUACUGGGAAAAUUUUGAUCCCAAUUCUGACCCGGCCGCGGCUCACAGUGCUCAACCACCAUACCCCACGCCAUACCCUUAUUACAGUUCCAAUCCCAACUUUGUCCCCAUGCCCCUUGCUUCUACCUCUAGUCAACCCGUUGUACCCCCUCCUACUUCAGAAACCACGUCAAAGUCAAAGGCAGGCAAGCGUAGAAAAGUAGCCAAGGCAUGUUUGUUUUGCAAGAGAUCUCAUAUGACUUGUGAUGAUUCUCGUCCGUGUCAACGUUGCAUCAAACGAGAGAUUGGUCAUCUGUGUUGCGAUGAACCACCCUCAAGUACUGCUACUGGAUCAGCAGUCGAACGUAAUCCACCCCAAUCUUCUCUUCGAAAUAUCAUAACGAAUCCCUCAAAUCGAUUAUCAGAGUUGUCGUCUAUGGAAAACUCGAUGAAUAACUCAAACCAACAUCGAGUGCAGUUGACUAAUCGCUUAGAUAUCGAUCCGUCAAUCACUACACCGCAUCAUCUUCAACCCUAUCAGAACCUGUCGUCCACCGGAACAGGUUCCUCAGGACAGAUCUCAGGAAGCCGAGGGAUAACUGAACCAUCUUCACGUCAACCUCCUCUGAUUCCUACCGGAGGCUCAAGUAACUCACUCCUCUCAGUAAUGAACCUACGCAAUCCUAACCCUCCUGAGCAAAGCCUUUCCCCAAAACUCGAUUUCAAUGACAUCCUUAUGUCAUAUCCAGGUCUUUUCUCCGAUCAGAUCGGUAGUAUGUCUGAUACUAUCACUCCUGCCAAUCAUCGAAAUGAAGUUAGAAGUCGAAAUCCUAUCGAAAGUGGUCGAAAUAGCUCAAGGUUCAAAGAUCUUACACUUUUCGAUUACCAGCAAGGCCAUCAUAAACUCCUAGAUUGGAUUCAUCGCAUACCUUCUGCAGAUACAAAGUCCAAACUUUUAAGGACCAUAGGAGAUUUUCAACCUCACCUCUUGGCAAUCACCUCAUCAUUGUCAACAUCUGAUCAAAUCGAAUCUGAGAUUUGUUUUUAUAGACUUUUACAAGAAUAUACUCCAAUCUUUAGUACUUUACCUAUUCCAGCUUGUGUUUGGCGUAGGACAGGUGAGAUUGUAAAAACCAAUCAACAAUUUUGUCAAUUGAUUGGUUAUCAUCGAUCUUCCUUCGAAACUGAACCUAAAUGUAUCUAUGAACUUUGGAACGAUGAAAGUAAUUUGAAUUAUUGGGAGAAGUAUAGUGGAAUCGCUUUAGAUGAAAGCCAAAAGGCUGUUUUGACAUCUUGUGUUUUACUUCAAAAUCCUCAACCCAGUUCUCCUUCAGAUCAUAGUCCUCUACCCUGUACCUUUUCCUUCACCAUCCGGCGUGAUCAAUGGGCGGUUCCUAGUCUGAUUGUUGGAAACUUUUUGUUAGUCACCUCUCUUAUCACAACAUUUUUUGACAUCCUUGAACAAGCAAUUGAGAUGUGCGUGUUUUCGUAA